Molecule: messenger RNA, 1512 nt
Organism: Cyphellophora europaea CBS 101466
Lineage: Eukaryota; Fungi; Ascomycota; Eurotiomycetes; Chaetothyriales; Cyphellophoraceae
Exons: 1
Coding region: 1-1512 (503 amino acids)
Source: RefSeq, a predicted model, not a curated record
AUGACGCGCCGCAAGCGCACCCCCCCUCCAUCCCCGCGUCCCUCUCGCGCCUUCCAGAUCCCCGCCUCGCUGCAGCAGCUCAGCGCCCUCAGCGCCAGCCUGGCACGCCGCGCCGAACCAUCGGGUGAACAGCGGAAUAGCGAAGUGGUGCGGCAGGCGCAGGCGCUCACGGGCGGAGAGCCCUCGCGGGAUAAGGGCCAUAGUCAGCAGGGCCAGGAGAGUCGCAGGCAGACACCGAAGAACAGGGGCCUGCGUUGGAAGUUCGAGCAGCAAGGGUUUCCCGAGGACCAGAAAUGGUUGCCGUCCAGUCAGAAUGCGAGAAGUGCAGGGCACGCGACGUUUUUGCAGAGACGGGCUUUGGAGGCGCAGGCUGGGACGGGCAGUAAUGGUGCUGGUGGCAGGGUGGAGGCUGUGAAUGCCGCGACUGGUGCGGGCUCUACCGGGGACUCAGUGGGCGUGUCGGGAUCCAACCCUCAGGCGAUGUCAACGUUGAAGGUGCGGCUGGAUGGAAGGAUGACUGUGAAUCCAGAAAAAGCCGUGAGGGGCGUCAUAGGUGUUGGUGUUGGGGGCAGCGGUAGUGGGGACAGCGAGCCUGGACCUUCGAAGAAGAGGAAGAUCGAGUUCGUUGAGCUUCAGCGACGGAAUUUCUCAGACACUCAGUCUCGGGUCAGGCCAACUCCUACCAAGCCCGCAUCGAAGGUGUAUGACAAGGAAGUCGAGGCGAGGCGGCAGAUGAUUAUGGCACGAUUACGGGAGCAAGGGAGCCCAGCAGUAGGAGAGGAGCAAAGGCCACGUUCGGCGACAGGGCUAAACAUGAUUGAUCCUGCGUUGGGUGGGCAGCCGAGACGGAGCCCUGAUGAUGGGAGCCAACAUAACGCGCUCAGCCUCAGCAGCGAUCAGGCACGGAUUGCGGCCUUGAUUGCAGAAAAGCGGAGAAUAAAUGAAGCGAGUGGGCAAAUGCAACGCCUACUCGAGCUGAGGAAGGAGCACCAGCGAAAGCUGGGAGACGGAGCAAGCAAUGGUACGAUGGCGCCGAAUGCUUCCUCGCCAGCUGGAAUCGUACAACAGAGUGGUGGGCCGGUUUUGGCGCCGCGGUUCUCAUUUUCCCAUGUACCGCCCAGACCGGCGGCACUGCCACCGCUCCCGCCGUUCCCAGGAUCAGUGGACGUGCUUGGACGUGCACAAGACCCGGGAGAAUCGGACGAGGAUGCGCCUGGUGAGGAGGAUACACCAGUGGAGAGGCAGCCCGCGCCCGAUCACAUGUCAACCUUGAACACGGAUCCAGGAGACCUACGCGCCUUGUUCUCUACACCGAUCUUGUCUCCACGGCCGCCGCUGCUGGGUAGGAACCCCGGAGACGAUGCUUAUCGGGAACGGCAUGCGGUCGAAGAAGGCGUCGAGCCUGAGUCGCCUUCAGCACAGCUGCUUAUGGCGCUGGCUAAUGCGACGCCGCCACCGCAGGGUUUCUAUACACCGAUCAUUAGCGGUGCGUCCGCCCACCGCGCUCCGUAA